AUGCAGGACAGCACAAUCACCAAGCUCACCAUACUCGACAUCCUGGAUCUAAUCCCCGCACUCGCUUCCAUUGUGGCAGUCGGCAUUUUUUCUGCCCUGACUGGCGUUGCUCGCAGCCACAAAGACCCCCCCAGUCUGCAUCUUCACAUUGCGUAUGCGAUGUUGCGUAAAGCUACCGCCCGGCUUACACCUCUGCAACUUCAGUUGAUCUCGCCUUUGACCGAUGUGGUGUACGAGCAGUAUGCGCGGUCCGUCAAGAUCAAGGCGCAGACUGUAGACUUGGGAAACGGAGCGCAGGGCCACUGGCUGGGGGAUAGGGAUGCCAAGAAUGUCUUGAUUUGGUAUCAUGGCGGCGGCUUCUGCCUUGCCGCAAACAAAGGAUACUUUGCGUUUCUAGACAGCCUCGUCGCCUCCUCCAGACAGUCAAACAAAGACCUCGCCGUCUUUGUGCUCACCUACACGCUCGCACCCGGAGCAGCCUACCCAACGCAACUCACCCAGGCUGUCUCCGCCCUCCGCUACAUCCUCAAGCAGACUAGACGCAAACCAUCACAAGUCGUCAUAGGAGGCGACUCUGCAGGCGGCAACAUGGUCAUGGGCGUCCUUUCCCACCUUGCCCAUGUACACCCUGCCAUCCCGGAACUGAAAAUCACCGAGCCACUGCUUGGCGCCAUUGGGAUUGCGCCGUGGACGUUGAUGGGGCAAGAUCAUAGCAAGCGCGAGAUCUACCACGGUGGUGAUCUCGUUACCCCUGCGGUGGAUUUGCUGUGGUCGACGGCCUUCCUUGCCGGUGCGGCUCAAGAUUACUUUACCAGUGUGUCUGAUGCGCCAAAGAGCUGGUUUGAAAAGUUUCCCGUCCGGCAGGUCCUUAUUUGCGGGGGGGGGAGUGAGAUUAUGUUGCCCGUGAUUGAGGAUUUGGCUGAAAAGCUCCAGGCGGCACUUCCAAACGUCCAACUGUUUGUAGGUGAGCGCGAAGGCCACGUAGCUCCCGUAUACAACAUCUACGUGGGAGACAGAACAGAGACGCAGCAGGGUAAAAAGAUCAAGGCAUGGCUGAGAGACGUGUUGUAG
Molecule: messenger RNA, 1071 nt
Organism: Ustilaginoidea virens
Lineage: Eukaryota; Fungi; Ascomycota; Sordariomycetes; Hypocreales; Clavicipitaceae
Exons: 4
Coding region: 1-1071 (356 amino acids)
Molecular function (GO): hydrolase activity
Source: RefSeq, a predicted model, not a curated record